Colossoma macropomum (tambaqui) is the source of this 1851-nucleotide messenger RNA. Its product is annotated as 4-galactosyl-N-acetylglucosaminide 3-alpha-L-fucosyltransferase 9-like. The transcript is spliced from 2 exons. The coding region runs from base 508 to 1665 and encodes 385 amino acids. Gene Ontology annotation, cellular component: membrane. Lineage: Eukaryota; Metazoa; Chordata; Actinopteri; Characiformes; Serrasalmidae. The record is from RefSeq and is a predicted model, not a curated record. Gene Ontology annotation, molecular function: alpha-(1->3)-fucosyltransferase activity.
UUUUACCUCACCAUUAGAAAGACCGCUUACUAAUGCUAACUAAACUCUAUACUUAAGCUUUCGUAUUAAUCUUGGCUAGAACAUCAAAUCUGUGUUUGACUGUCUAAGGCUGUACCGUUUUAGAUUUGAAAGAGAAUAUAGAAAUACGGUUGGCUGCUGUUAUCUUGUAUUGAGAUUCCUACUCUCUGACAGUCACUUAUGACUGCCUGCCAUUAUACAAUCCUAUCAAGUUUGAAACAUCUCUUGUUAACGUCUUCAAGGUAAACGUUAUGGAAAAAGAACCAAGUGAAGUAUGAAAUUACUUCAUACCAUUUACAAGCAAAAAAGUCAAUAUAUACUCAGCAAAUGAGGCUGGAGGACUGGUCUGGGCUGGCUGAACAAAAGGGCGAGAAUGAAAUAGACCAAUUCCAUUUAAGAACAUUUUAGAAGUCACAGCUCGCGGCUAGAAAGAUUGCACAUUUGUGUAGACUUGUUGCAGAACCAGCCUUGAGGAGUUGUUGAGUGCAGAUGGGACAUGUGGCUUUAAUUGCUUUAAGAAAAAAAAUGCCUACUUCAUCUAGAACACAUCAGAGUUUUCUAAUAUUCAUGGGCUGGCUUGGUGGAAUUGGCACAUGUUUGCUGUUUCUGCAAUACAUGUCACAGAACUGCUCAUCCUUCCCUUAUCCCCACAUUUCUAAACCAAAUUCUGACAAAAUCCCAAAGAACACUGAUCCCGCUCCCAAUACCACUCUAGCUGCUCAGCCAGAAAAACCCAUCCUACUGCUGUGGGUCUGGCCUGAGAACUACAAGUGGGACUUCAGUGACUGCAAAACCUUCUACAACAUUGAUGGAUGUCACCUUACGGAUGACAGAAAUCUGUAUAAUCAGGCAGAUGGGGUUCUUAUCUUCCACAAAGCUAUCAAAUAUGAUCUGAGCAACCUUCCUCCAUCCCCUCGUCCUCCUUUUCAAAAAUGGAUCUGGUUCCAUGUUGAAUCGCCAACUAAUACUCAAAGAAUUCCAGCUCUGGAAAACCUCUUCAACCUCACGCUUGGUUACAGACGCGAUGCCGACAUCUCUGUGCGAAAUCUACUGACCGUCAGCAAAACCCCAAACAAGGAGUUUGAGCUUCCAAAGAAAGACAAGCUCGUCUGCUGGUUUGUGUCCAACACCAACCCCAGUACUGGAACAGGAACCAGGAUGAAGUACUAUGAAGAGUUAAGCAAACAUAUAAAAGUGAAUUUAUAUGGAAGUAUAACCGGAUCACGUAUGAAGGACGAAGAUUACUACCCUACCCUAGCCAGCUGUAAGUUCUACCUGUCGUUUGAGAAUUCCGUCCAUAAGGACUACAUCACUGAGAAGUUCAAUGGCCCACUUACAGUAGGGACUGUGCCUGUUGUUUUGGGACCCUCAAGAGAAAACUAUGAACAGUUUGCUCCAGGUGAUUCAUUCAUUCAUGUGAAUGACUUCCCUAAUGCAUCAGCGUUGGCCCAGUAUCUACUUAAACUGGACAAGGAUGAUGAGGCUUACAGACAAUACUUUGAUUGGAGAAAACACGUCUCUGCGACUCCUCAUUUAAUCCUGUGGAAUCAGGAGUUUAUUUCGUAUAUUUGUCAUGCUUGUGAAUAUAUUGGAAAGCACAAAGAGUAUAAACAAGCACACAAUAUCUACAGGUGGUAUUUUUCAUAACCAGCAACACUGUGUCAUUUUUAAAAGGAACUAUUUUGUAAAUCCUGGAAAAUUGGUAACAUUUUAUGUAAAUGCUGCCCAAAUCAGGGCAUCAUAACAUAUUAUGUAAAAGGUAACUGUGUUCUGAAUACUGCCUUUACAAAAUAUAUCUUGGACUCAAUAAAGACACUUUUUUUGUAUUCUGAA